CUCUCCUCUGCUCUCAUCCUUCUAGACCUAUCGGCUGCCUUCGAUACUGUGAACCAUCAGAUCCUCCUCUCCACCCUCUCCGAGUUGGGCAUCUCCGGCGCGGCCCACGCUUGGAUUGCGUCCUACCUGACAGGUGGCGAAUCGCAUCUCUGCAUGUCUGGCAGACAUAUCAGUGUGGAUGACGGAUCACCACCUCAAGCUGAACCUCAGCAAGACGGAGCUCCUCUUCCUCCCGGGGAAGGACUGCCCGUUCCAUGAUCUCGCCAUCACGGUUGACAACUCCAUUGUGUCCUCCUCCCAGAGCGCUAAGAACCUUGGCGUGAUCCUGGAUAACACCCUGACGUUCUCAACUAACAUCAAGGCGGUGUCCCGUUCCUGUAGGUUCAUGCUCUACAACAUCCGCAGAGUACGACCCUGCCUCACACAGGAAGCGGCGCAGGUCCUAAUCCAGGCACUUGUCAUCUCCCGUCUUGAUUACUGCAACUCGCUGUUGGCUGGGCUCCCUGCCUGUGCCAUUAAACCCCUACAACUCAUCCAGAACGCCGCAGCCCGUCUGGUGUUCAACCUUCCCAAGUUCUCUCACGUCACCCCGCUCCUCCGCUCUCUCCACUGGCUUCCAGUUGAAGCUCGCAUCCGCUACAAGACCAUGGUGCUUGCCUACGGAGCUGUGAGGGGAACGGCACCUCAGUACCUCCAGGCUCUGAUCAGGCCCUACACCCAAACAAGGGCACUGCGUUCAUCCACCUCUGGCCUGCUCGCCUCCCUACCACUGAGGAAGUACAGUUCCCGCUCAGCCCAGUCAAAACUGUUCGCUGCUCUGGCCCCCCAAUGGUGGAACAAACUCCCUCACGACGCCAGGACAGCGGAGUCAAUCACCACCUUCCGGAGACACCUGAAACCCCACCUCUUCAAGGAAUACCUAGGAUAGGGUAAGUAAGGGUAAGUAAUC
Messenger RNA from Oncorhynchus keta (chum salmon), 949 nucleotides. RefSeq lists its product as uncharacterized. The record is from RefSeq and is a predicted model, not a curated record. Bases 179 to 928 code for a protein of 249 amino acids. Lineage: Eukaryota; Metazoa; Chordata; Actinopteri; Salmoniformes; Salmonidae. The transcript has 2 exons.